Marchantia polymorpha subsp. ruderalis is the source of this 1582-nucleotide messenger RNA. The record is from the annotation of a GenBank genome assembly. NCBI's taxonomy places the organism in Eukaryota, Viridiplantae, Streptophyta, Marchantiopsida, Marchantiales, Marchantiaceae.
UACCACUCUUCUCUCGACCACACAUCGCACAGAUGAACUUAUCGUAGCAUCAGAUCUUUUUCAUCUGAGCCGAUCUGUGGCAACGAGCGUGAGACUUAUUCUACGGACUUACUCGCAAUACACUUAUUGGUAAUCAGUGUAUUACUGUCCCUUCUGAGAUGUUCCAGAUUUGAUUUAGAUAUGACAUUCAUAUGUAUCAUCCUUUCGAGCUCGUUCGUUUCAAUGGAACUUGAAAGAGAACAGGAUCGACCUCAAGAUUUAUUGGACUCCUUACCUGUUGAAUUACUAACUAAGGUUCUCAGAGAUCAGGAUCUGCCAAUUAUCACUCUUGUGGAAUGUCGUGUAGUUUGUAAGAAAUGGAAGGCAAUGAUAGAUGGUCCGGAGCUACGGAACAAAAUCUGGAAUAAAUCUGUUAUUUUGUAUUAUGAUGAAUAUAUUGACAAUUCGGCGUACUUCUGUUUUCUUGACGGAUGGAUCAGAAGAAGUAUUACCUUUGGGCCCAAGCACGUGGUCGCUGCUGAUGGAGGCCUACUGUGUUUCAAUGACAUGUUGUCAACCGAAUAUGUCAUGUAUAACCCUGUUGAGGACAAAUUCCUGACUUUAAACGUACCUCAUGAAAUCGAUGGAGUGUCUACAUUCUUCGAUGGUAUGCUUGAGUGCAUCAUGGUGGGUUUAGUCGUGGACCAAUCAACAAAACACUUCAAGCUGGUUUUGGGAGGAGUUCUAGUCCCAGAUAGAAGCAGAUCUUUGAUUUACGAUUCGACUACCAGUACAUGGUCGUGGAUACUUCAUCCGUUUCCUACCUUGUCAAACUGGAUGGAAGUAGAGUGGCACAGUGAGAAAUGUGUAGUAUGUAAUGGAUGUUUGUAUUGGCUCGUAUGGGAUCCCAAGGUCACGAUUAAGGCUCUAUUGAUAUUUGAUCUCAGAGAAGAAACAUGGAAUGUUUUGGCAGAGGAAGUCAUGGAGGACAAGCCAGGUGCCCUUCAGAUUGUUGCGUAUGAAGGAUUUGUGUGCUUACUCGCCAUGGAUUGGAGUGAUGUGGCGUUUGAUCAUAGGAGCUAUGACGGCAACUUUCUCCGCCAUCCAAUGGUCCGGAGAAUGGAUGGAUCUCUGAUCAGCAGAACAAGAGAUCUAUGGGUUAUGGAGGAUGGCAGAGCUUUCAAAAUUUAUGCUUCGGGAGGCAGUGAUGUGUUCUUCGUUUUCGAGGAAGAAGGGGAAGACCUUGAGGUGGCGAAAUACUGGGCUGAAGUCGACAUGAUGUUUUUCUUACCCGAACCUCCUUUUCGCGCAGCCCAUGAGUUUCAUUUAUGGGGAUUUCUGCCACAUGUUUUUCACGACCCUUGGAGUGUGAUAAUUCCAGCGCCCGGAGUAAAUGCAGAGCAGGAUUGGAUAACACAGCAGCAGAGACAUCUGUAAUAGGAAAUGGGGGAUUCUAUCGUAGAAGAGGACGUAGUGGAAGUCCGAAGAGAAGUUAUGGGAGUUUCAGGACAGAUCAGUUCACCGAAGUAUAUGUCGUUUGCUUUACAUCGAUUUUAACAACUGGAAUGCCAUUUUAAGUUUAUGUUAGUCUGGAUGAGCUGGU